AUGUUUAAGGUGGCCCCGUACGUUCCGUACAUAUACAAAUGCUCAAGUGGAAGAAAUUUCUUCAAAUUUUACAACCAAAUAAAGACAAAGGGGUACUCCGAUUUGCUUAAUUUUGCUAAAGGGCUGUACCUCUUCUUGUGUAGGAAUUGCCACAAAAAUGAUGACCUGUUCAUACAUUUCUCGAAACAAUUGUUCAGAGACAUUCAUGGGGAGAAUUUCGCAGAGAGGAACAAGAAAGACCUGUGCUUGUUAAUGCUAUUGUAUAUGAAAUGCAGAAAAAGGAGUAAAUCGUUUGUACUGGGGAAGGACAUAAUUAAACACAUAAGUUGCGCAAUCGAAGAUAAUUUGGAUCACUUCGAUGAAGAUGAUUUGUCCACCGUUCUGACCUUCCUAAACUGCACAGCGAAUAACAAGUUGUACUCAUCCCGCGGUAUAGUAAAAAAUGACGUAAGCACCAGAAUUACAAGACAGAUUAUUCAGCGAAGUGAUAAUUAUUUGCACAAUUUCAGACAGACAAAAAAUCUGUGUAUACUGUACAGUUAUUUAUGUAGAGAAAACAUAAGCGUCAAAUUACACAAUAACAUUUUGGGGCGAAUUUUUAGCGAUGUAGAUCUCUGCGGGGACACCGAUUUGACCAACAUUGUUUUUAACUUUUACUACAUUAACAGCGUUUUUUUUAAAAAAUUUUUAAGCAAAAUAGGGGAAGUAGUAGGCCAUACGCAAAAUGGUUCGCCCUGUACCAGCGAUAUAGGGAAGCUAGGCGAUAACAGGAAUGAAACGUGCAGGAGUGAGGAAGUCAUAGCGUUGACGAAGCAAUGGGGUGAGGAGUUAUCCUCGCAGGAGGAACAUUUUGGAGAUGGCACUUUCCGUAGUGAUGGGGUUGCACGUCAUUCGAACCCUGUUUAUAAAUGUGACAUGUUAGGAAAUAGAGAGGGGGAGAGCCAUUUUUCAGGAGAAAAAACCACCCACUAUGUAACGUACGGCAAUAUAUUUAACAUGUACAGCUGCAGUGUGUUCCUUCAUGGAUACCUAAAUCAUUAUAACAACCUUUUCUUAAAAAGGAGCAUAGUAAAAUUGAUAGACCGAUGUAACUUCAUAGAUAAUAUAUGGAAAAACUGCAGACUGAUGCAUGUUUUUUACUACACACUUGCGUAUUAUAUGAACACAGGGGUGAGUCUCGAAAUUAACAGCGACAGCGUGAAGCGCAUCCUAAGAAAGGGAUACAGUGAUGAGGAAGGUUCCCACAAAGUGAAGGAGGUAAAAUUGUACAGCAACAUCUUUUGCGAGGAUAACAUAAAACUGUUGAUGUAUGUAUACCAGGGUGGAGUGCGCUACUACGGGCGUUACUUCGACGCGUGCAGAGCGUUUCUAGAUAAAUACAUACUAAAUUUGCUUCAAGAGGAGGUUUCCAAAGAUGAAUCCACAGGAAAAAACACAACGAAAGGAACAACAAGAGUAGAGGACGAACAUAUUUACCUAUUGCUGAGUGUUUUAAACCAAAUGAAUGUGCAAAAUAAGGCAACAUUCGAUCUACUAAUAAGGAAUUUUAAGCUAAAUGGGAGGAGCUACUCCCUUAAGACAAGUCUCCUGAUGCUGCAAUUUUGCCAUUCCCAUGGGGGGCAUAAUCCAUACCGUGACAUUUAUACACACAUAGGCAGAACCCUCGAUUCCCUGAUCAGCUUCGAUAAUGCCAUUUUACCAAAUAAUUUUGGAGUUUUAUUUUUUCCCCCCUUUUUGGUGAAGGAAGAAAUACAUAGAAUGUACCUCUCUGUGUUUGUGAGAAGCGCCAAAUGGUAUUUACAAAGAAAGGAAAAAGCACAAACGUAUAGGUUAACUGAUGAGCUGCUAUACUUUGCCUUAAGUUACAACAUACUAUGGAGAGACACUAAUACACAUGGAGAUAAUUUUUUAAAAUAUUUUAAUUUAAAAGAAUUAAAAAGGAUUUAUGAAUUUAUUCACGAAUUUGAAAAAAUAACAAAAAAAAAUUCCUUCAAAUUAAAGAAAAGGGAGACAAAAAAAAAAAAAAGAAUUAACAGAUUCUAUUUUUACCUUGAAAAGGUACACACACACAGUCUUUCGAAUUAUGUUGAGAUAUGCCAUCAGCAGAGUAGAAGUGCUUCUUUAAAUUUUUUGAAUUUUUUUGGCGUCUUUAAGGAAUGCUCCCACGUGUAUGUGGGCUAUGACUCCAAGUACCUUUCCCCAUCCGUGGCCCCUCAGAUUGUGAUGUACUACAGACCGACCAUGUGA
Messenger RNA from Plasmodium knowlesi strain H, 2247 nucleotides. RefSeq names its product conserved Plasmodium protein, unknown function. Lineage: Eukaryota; Apicomplexa; Aconoidasida; Haemosporida; Plasmodiidae. The transcript has 2 exons. The coding region runs from base 1 to 2247 and encodes 748 amino acids. The record is from RefSeq and is a predicted model, not a curated record.